This is a messenger RNA of Paramuricea clavata, 1605 nucleotides long. The record is from the annotation of a GenBank genome assembly. NCBI's taxonomy places the organism in Eukaryota, Metazoa, Cnidaria, Anthozoa, Malacalcyonacea, Plexauridae.
AUGUCUUCCAUAGUGACAAGCAUCUUGAGCUCAACCGUAGGCUUGCUGUGGAACAAGGCUCGUGAUUCGACUGCGGCUAUACUUCAAGGCGGCGAAGUUCCAGAUGAAAACAUUCGAGAGAUUGUCGUGAGCGAGUUAAACGACAUCAAGACGAAACUUCAUGGUCUCUUGCGCAACAAAGACCUGCUUAGCAGCUACAAGUUCCUACAAGAAGGAGUAGAUUUAUUCAAUGUGUCGCUGAAUAAAUUGAAGCUCGAACAGUCUGGGAUCUUAAACGAAGCCUUAGAGCUUUCUCGCGCCAUGGGAAAGUUGAAAAUCAAUUCGGAUAAAGAGUUUGAAUCCACUAAAGAACGAUUCAAAGACGCCCGUAAGACAGCAACCCAUGCUUUUUCUAAUGAGACACUAAGCAUUAAAGAUAGGAUUUUCGCUGCGAAGCUACGAAUAGUUUCCGAAGUACUGGAAUAUCUCGAAAGCCCUGAAACCGCGAUUACAGGAUGUCUAUCGUUUCUGAAAAAGUUACAUAGCUUACCUACCAUUGAAGACACAUUCUCGGUGUACCUCAAUGGGGGGCUGAAGUCGUUACUGAAUAAAAGCGAGCGAGUCGAGAACGUACGGUCGGUAAUGCUGAUUAACGGUGUCUUAUUUCAGUAUGUUUCGAAAUUCAGCAGCAAGUUCUCCACCAUGCUCGCCUGGCCAACUAUUGAGCUUGCUGAUCGCAGUUUUAACCCAAUAUUAGAUUGGCAGGAGAUUUCGACAAGAAAAUCUAUUGGUGAUGAACUGACCCAACUUCCCAACGGACUGAUACUUAAUGAAGAAAUGGAUCCUAGAAAUUCUGCUGUAAACAGCCAUGGGGAUGUUAUUGUUGGAGAACAACCUGACAACAUCAAGAUUAUAAAUAAGACGGGCGAAAGCAAGGUGGUUGAAUUACAUGAAGCCAGUCAAGUUAAAGUUAUCGCGGAAAAUAUUGCAGGACUUGCUGUUGAUAAGAAUGACAAUGUUUACGUGGUGAGAUGGGUUCGAACAAGUACGGGAAAGGGCAGUGUGCUAAGUUACGUGUUGACUGUACUGGACGAGAACUACAAUGUAAAGCAGGACUCGCGCAGAUUGGAAUUUCUGGAGGUAUCAAAUUAUUAUGUGAAGAUCGCUAUAAACAAGAAUAAUAAUAUCAUCAUGAUCAAAGGCGGUGAUCCCCAGGUAUAUGUCUGUGACAAUACUGGAAAAUUAAAGCACAAGUUUGAAUUGCGAGGCUCACGUUAUGCACUCAGUUUGAGUAUUUGUGGGCAGGGUGAAAUCAUGAUAUCAUCAGGCGAUGACCAGGCUGUGCAUAUAUACUCCGGGGAAGGAAAUUCGAAGUCAACAAUAAAACUACCAGAAGGUCACGCAGUCCGUGAGUUGGCAUUUCAUUAUGUCAUUUGUAAAAUAAUUGUCUUAACCUAUGUGGAGAAAAAAAAUUCCAAUUUUCUUCUGUGCUACACUAAAGCAGGUGAACUGGAGACCACAACGUUCUUUUCCAAGAGAAUUAGCGGUGAAUAUUGCCCCCGAAUUAAGUCUCAUCCAAGUGGUCCUGUUGCUAUUGUUAGGGGGAAAAGCACCAUUUUCAUUUAA